ACUCCCCCUUGUGCAUUCGACAACUUUCCUCAGCGAAUUCUCUUUCCAUCAACCAAUGGCUCCCGUCGCUGUUGCACCUGUUGCCGUUGAGGCUACUCUCUGUGACUUGAAAGCCUCUGUGGCUUGCACCUCUACUCAGACUUUGCUCGACGUCCUUACCCACGCCGCAUCCCAAUAUCCUGAGCACGAAUUAGGUUUCGUCACAUCCUCCGCACACGAUUCCUCCAUUCAAACCAAAACAUUCUCCGAAUUCGCGCAAUAUGUUCGUUCUUUGGCUCAGGUUAUCCGCUCCUGGGGGAAACCUACCGGCUCAAUCGUCGUCGUCUAUCUGACUGAGCACGAAGAAAAUAUGGCGGCCGUCUGGGCUUGCUUGCUUGCAGGUCUUGUCCCGUGCCUUCAGCCUGCCCUCAGUGCGCAACAAUCUCACAAGGAGGGACACGUUGCACACAUCAAGGGUCUCUUCGGUUCGGCUACCUGGCUGACCAACGAGACGGGUGCCGAGCAACUGCUUUCUAUCCCUGACCUCGAUAUCCACUUGUUCUCCCAGUUGAAGGAGUCUGCUUCUGCUUCGGACCCCGCGGAGUUCAAAGCACACGAACCCAAGAUUGAUGACGAGGCUAUCCUCUUCUUGACUUCAGGCUCCACCGGUUUCUCGAAAGCUGUCGUCCACACUCACCGCACCAUCCUGGCUGCUUGCCAUGCCAAGGGCAAGAACUAUCGUUUGACUUCGGAGAGCAAGAUUCUAAACUGGGUUGGAUUCGAUCACGUUGCGGGUUCGAUCGAAAUGCACUUGGCGCCUCUGUUGUAUGGCGCUUCCCAAGUUCAUGUGCAUCCGUCUGCUAUCCUCUCCGACCCUCUUCGCUACCUCCGCCUGAUAGAAGAAAAGUCCAUCGAAAUUGCAUUCGCUCCCAACUUCCUUCUCGCCAAGCUCACACGUGACCUGGAGAAGCGCAAUGAAUUAUUUGGCACCUUCAACUUGUCGUCGCUAAGGCGCAUUAACAGCGGUGGUGAAGCUAUUGUCAGCAAGACUGCACAGGCUUUCGCCGCUACCCUCAAGAACCUCGCAAAGGACUCCAACGUGUCCUGCGUUAUCUCGGCCGGUUUUGGUAUGACCGAGACCUGUGCCGGUUGUAUCUACGAUCCUAUUGACGUCUUGGCAAACCCUCCUGCUCACGAGUUCCUGGAACUCGGUACCCCUAUUCCAGGUUGCGAGAUGCGUAUCGUUAACCCUGAAGACGGUGUUACCCUUCGCCCCGAUGGUGAAACUGGUGAACUCCAAGUCCGUGGCCCCAUGGUUUUCGUCCGCUAUUACAACAACACGGAGGCAACCUCCUCCAGCUUUGUUGAAGGUGGCUGGUACCGCACAGGCGAUGUUGGCAUCAUCGAGAACGGUAAGAUGCGUCUUAGUGGUCGUAUCAAGGACACUGUCAUCGUCCACGGUGUUUCAUACGGUAUCCCUGAACUUGAGACCCACCUCCAGACAGUUGAGGGUGUUACACACUCUUUCCUCGCUGCUGCGCCAUACCGUGCUCCUGGUCAGGAAACAGAAGGCUUCGUUGUUUUCUACUCCCCCACAUUUAGCCUGGAUGAGGAGGAUGCCCCCGCUAAACUUUACGCAACACACCGUGCUCUUCGUGACGUCUCCGUUAAGAUGAUUACGCUGCCCCCACAACAAAUUAUCCCGAUCCCCGUCAACCAGAUGGAGAAGACCACCCUUGGCAAGCUCUCGAAAGCACGCCUUAUUAAGCAGUUCAAAGAGGGCCAGCUCGUUCAACAUGUUGCCCGUGCAGAAGAGUUGCUUAGCAUCGCUCGCGGCGCUAGCUUUGUUGCCCCUUCCACUGAAACAGAGAAGACUUUGGCUCGUAUCUACGCCGAUAUUUUCAACAACAACGUCAGUGACGUCUCUGCCAGUGACAACUUCUUCGAGUUGGGCGGUACCUCGAUUGAUGUCAUCAGGCUCAAGCGUGAAGGAGAGGCUGCUUUUGGCCUUCCCGAAAUCCCAACUAUUCAGAUCCUCAAGCACCCCGUUCUCUCUAGUCUGGCCAGCUACGUCGAUGCUCUGUCCUCCAAGGGAGGUUACCAAGAAGAGUACGACCCGAUCGUACCCCUUCAGCUUACCGGCGACAGGACCCCCAUCUUCAUGGUCCACCCUGGUGUCGGUGAGGUUCUUAUCUUUGUCAACCUUGCGAAGUACUUCCAAAACGAGCGGCCGUUCUACGCUCUGCGUGCGCGUGGUUUCGAGCCCGGCCACCCAUUCUUCGGGUCCAUGGAUGAAAUGGUCUCUUCCUAUGCUGCAGCCGUCAAGCGCACCCAGCCCAAAGGUCCGUAUGCUAUCGCUGGAUACUCAUAUGGUGGUGUUGUCGCCUUCGAAGUCGCGAAACGCUUGGAAGCGAUGGGCGAUGAAGUGAAAUUCACCGGUCUGAUCAACAUUCCUCCCCACAUCGCUGACCGCAUGCACGAAAUCGACUGGACGAGCGGUAUGCUCAACCUGUCCUACUUCCUUGGCCUCAUUACCAAGCAAGAUGCCAUUGACUUGACCAACCCGUUGAGACGGCUGUCUCGCAUGGAUCAGCUUGAUUUGAUCUGGAAGUUGUCACCGCCGGAACGUCUCGUUGAAUUGCAACUGACUCCGCAGAAACUUGACCACUGGGUCGAUAUCGCCGGUUCCUUGAUUGAGUGUGGCAAGGAAUACAACCCUUCGGGAUCAACCGAAUCGCUUGACGUCUUCUAUGCCAUUCCUCUCCGCGGAAGCAAAGCUGACUGGCUCAACAACCAGCUCAAGCCAUGGGCAGGGUUCAGCCGUAGCGAGCCGACGUACACGGACGUCCCUGGACAACACUAUACGCUCAUGGAUUUCGACCAUGUGCCAGGGUUCCAGAAGAUCUUCCGCUCACGCCUCGAGGCUCGUGGGAUCUAAAUGGUGUUAUGUUUCCCGAGGGAAUGGAGACUGUUGUACGAAGGGAUUCAUGGGGCUACUAUAUGAUAUAUGAUAUACUAUCAUCUCUGGAUUUCUUUUUCCUCAUGUUGUUCAUUGCAUUAGACUAUCUGUUUUGUAUGCAAAUUAUACCACCAUCGUUAGACUAGAGAUAUAUGCCAGUAUAUGUGCUUCCACCUUUA
Molecule: messenger RNA, 3117 nt
Organism: Pisolithus orientalis
Lineage: Eukaryota; Fungi; Basidiomycota; Agaricomycetes; Boletales; Pisolithaceae
Product: atromentin synthetase
Exons: 6
Coding region: 56-2917 (953 amino acids)
Biological process (GO): biosynthetic process
Source: RefSeq, a predicted model, not a curated record